AUGGGUGCUCACUUGUCGACAGCCCAGAAGAAACUGUUUAAUAAUGUUUUGGGAAUCCUGUUAAAUGGGGGUUUUGAUAAGGUUAAGAAGAAGGAAAUUCGUAAAUUAAUCCUUUGGCUAUCCUCCCAGUUCCCAGAGGCUUCCCCCGAACAAAUUAAAGAUUUGGCCUUUUGGAAAAGAGUAUGCAAAAUCUUAGAGAAUUCGGCGAAAACGGGGGAUUCCUCAAUGCAGCGAAUUAUGUUCUGGGCCCUUCAAAUUAAGAAGGUUUUACAGUCCCAGAAGGGAGAAAGAGGGCAACCAAAGGACAAAAGUUGUUUGUUGGAUGUUAAUGUCCCUGGUUCGAGUUCAGUCCCUGCUUCUCCCCGUCUCCCUAAAACCCGUUCUCCUUCGCCCUCUUCCCGUAGGCAAGGAAUCUUGAAGGGAGCAGCCCGCGACAGCACCGCGCUGGGCAAUUACCAUCGCCCGGGCUCUCUUCAGGAAUCCCAAUCCCCCCGCUCGAGGAGUCCUGGCCAGACUCCUCGGGGCUCUCCCCUUCCCCGUUUUUCCAAAAUCACCCGUUCCCCCGGUUUGAAGAAAGUUAGUUUCAACCUACCCCCUUCACCUUCUUCCCCACUUGUCCCCCAGUCUGUCCCUUCUCUUACCUCCCAAGAUGGCUCCUUGACACCACAAAAUGGCGGACGCCACGUGGCGUUUCCCGCCAAGGAGCCUUCCCCUUCCCAGAAUCCCAUUCCCCUGUCCCGUCAUAACCCUUUCCGUUCCCUCCCCUCCCAAGAUCCCUCCUUCUUUGACUCCCUUCCGCCUUCCGCUCCACCCCUGGUCUCUGCCCUUCCUGGGGACGCCCCUCCUCCCUCGUACCACGCCUUGCAGGCGGAGUCCACGCCAUCUUUGCACUCCGCCCCCAUCCCUGGCUCCUCUCACUCCACCCUGGUUUCCGGUUCACACGGUCCUCCUUCCGGUUCCCACGGUCCAUCGGGGGCUGGGGGGGGGGCCGAGGCCCGGAAGCUGGAGCCGCAGCCUAACAUCAUAGCGGCUCCGGUUAAUUACUUGCCGGGGGUGAAUGGGGGGACCCAGCCCCAAUGGACUCCUCUUCCGCACAGUGUAAUCCGAGAGCUGGUGAAAGCUCAAAAGGACUACUCCCGGGAGAGUGAAUUCUUCCGGGGGUUGCUCAGAGCCACCCUCUCGGAUUCAGUGGUAGUCCCUGCUGAUCUUAGGCAGUUGUUCUCAUGUUUGCUCAACCCAACUGAAUUCCUAGUUUGGGAAUCUCGUUGGAAAAAUGAAAUUUCUAAAAUACUACCCCGUCUUUGGGAAAAUCGAGCAACUGCUGUAGACCAGCAGGGAGCAAUGAUUUCCAACGACCACCUGUGCGGAACCGGACCCUGGGCAGAUGGGGCCACGCAGGCGUGGCACAUUCCAUCAGCUGCACUAAAAGAGGGGGCGAAAGCAGCAGAAACAGCUUUUCUCACUAUGCGUGCAACCGCGGUUCCCACAACCCCAUUUGCACAAAUAUUCCAACACCCUAAUGAACCGUUUUUAAGUUUUGUAGAGAGGCUACGGCGAGCGGUUGAGGCGCAGGUCAGGGACGAGUCCUCCAGGCUGGGGACGAUUACAGAGUUGGCCCGAUCCAACGCCAACUCUGCAUGUAAAGCCGCUAUCCUCAGUCUGCCCAUGGACUCCCCUCCUACGCUUCAGCAAAUGGUGGACAUCUGUGAGCUAAAGGUCACCGUUAGCCAGGAAGACCCAGAUGUUCGUCAGAAGACACCUGCCCAACGUCGAGUCGCUUUUACCAACUUUGAAGACAGCUCUCCUGUGUUAACCACUGCUGCAGUUACUACCAAUCCACCUACCCCAGGAUCGCAGCGGAGACAGCAAAAUCCUUGCCAUUUGUGUGCGAAAAAACUAAUAGCGAAGCGCGCCUCCUCCCCGCGCUCAGACAAAAGUAGGGAAGGCCCAAAAAUAUCAUCCGGCGGGGAGGGAGAGAAGGAGGGAAACCUCCAGACAGGCGGGCCUGUUGCCAAUGAUGACCAUGUUUCACCGGAUUUGACUUUAACUAAUCCCAAUUUGUCUCUUUGUUUCCAGGCGGUGUCAAGGCCGAUUUUAACAUCUUUUUCCAUCCACUCACCGUUUCGGCUGCAACUGACGGAGCCGCUUCAUCUUACCAACUCCGACAUUGUUUCGGUUACCGUCAGCCCGAAGGAACCAGGUACCUGGCAGCGAAUCUGUGGCAGGUUUGUCGUUGUCGGAGACACCAAGUACACACCACACGAGAUCACUAUAGUCCCGGGUCUUUUGGCAACCGACCCGGGACAGUUUGAAAUUGCCGUUUUUUCCACCAGCCCACCCACCUUUUUGCCUCGGGGUCAGAUCGUAGCUCAAGCUAUACCUGUCCCUGAGUGGCCCUGGGUCCCAGGUUCUCCAAAACCUCAAAUUCAUACACGCAUUCCAUCUGUAGCCUGGACCCAAGUUUUGGGCCAAGACAAGCCAAGAAUCACCUGCAGUCUGCAAAAGGGUGGGGACCAGAAGCUCCUUAAUGGGCUUCUGGACACCGGGGCAGAUGUGACGGUCAUUCCUUCUAGGGAGUGGCCGUCGCAAUGGGAAUUGAAAACCGUGGCGGGACGCAUCCAAGGUGUGGGUGGCGUUCAAUUGGCAAAACAGUCUAAAGGCAUUGUCCAAAUUACGGGGCCUGACGGGCAAUUGGCUUCUGUACGCCCGUUUGUUUUAGAUUUUACAGAGCCCCUGUGGGGACGGGACCUGUUAUCCCAAUGGGGAGCCAAAAUUGACCUUCCACCGGCUCCCCAGGUUUUUCGGGUUGCGGCCAUUGAGGAGCGCCCUACCCAGAAACUCAAUUGGAAAACCGAUUCUCCUGUCUGGGUAGAGCAAUGGCCGCUUUCCAAACAAAAAUUAAAGGCGCUCCAGGAGCUCGUGGAUGAGCAGCUGUCCAAGGGUAAUCUAGUUGAGACCACCUCGCCGUGGAACUCACCAGUUUUUGUCAUCAAGAAACCCAAUAAGGACAAGUGGCGGCUCCUCCACGACCUCCGAAAAAUUAAUGAAGUAAUAGAAGAGAUGGGUCCCCUCCAACCAGGGAUGCCCUCCCCGACAAUGCUACCUAAAGAAUGGAAUCUGGCAGUUAUUGAUAUAAAAGAUUGUUUCUUUCAAAUUCCACUCCACCAGGAUGAUGCGCCACGCUUUGCCUUCUCGGUUCCGACCAUCAACCGAGAAGCCCCAAGGAAGCGAUACCACUGGCGAGUUCUUCCACAGGGCAUGAAGAACAGCCCAGUCAUUUGCCAGUGGUAUGUCGCUUCCUUGCUGUCCCCGGUGAGGGCCGCGGCACCAAAUGCGAUAAUAUACCAUUAUAUGGACGACAUACUCGUGUGUGCUCCGACAGACGACGAACUUGUCCAUAGCCUCGACCUCACAACCAAUGCGUUGGUUGCUGCAGGGUUCGAGCUCCAACAAGACAAAAUUCAGAGGAUGCCACCUUGGAAGUACUUGGGCCUGCAAAUUGACAAAACCACCAUAACACCUCAAAAGAUUCAAAUCAAGAAUUCAAUUCGGUCCCUUGCAGAUGUCCAGCAACUGUGUGGAUCCUUGAACUGGGUGAGGCCUUGGCUAGGAAUUCCUACGGAAGACCUAGCCCCCCUUUUCAAUUUAUUGAAAGGGGGAGAAGAGCUCAGUUCUCCAAGGUCUCUCACCCCAGAGGCACAGAUUGCGCUCGAGAAAAUCCAAAAAUCCAUCUCCAACAGACAGGCACAUCGCUGUGUGCCUGGAUUGCCAUUCCAAUUUAUCAUUCUCGGAAAACUGCCACACCUCCAUGGACUCAUCUUCCAGUGGGAGGCUUCCACCAAAAAGGAUCGAAAGGCUAAGGACCCCCUCUUAAUCAUAGAAUGGGUGUUCCUUAGCCAUCACAGAUCCAAAAGAAUAACGCGGCCACAAGAGCUGUUAGCGGAACUGAUCCGAAAGGCUCGCCUUCGGAUCAGGGAGCUAGCAGGUCAGGAUUUUACAUGCAUAUACCUUCAGGUUAGACUAUCCAUUGGACAUUUUACAAAAACUAUGCUGGAACACUUGUUGCAGGAAAACGAAGAGUUACAAUUUGCGCUCGACAGUUACACCGGACAAAUCUCUAUUCAUCCACCCUCGCACAAAUUCUUCAAUUCGGAAUUCAGCUUUUCUCUAAAAUCGGUUCAGAGUAAAACCCCCUUGAAGGCUCUGACAGUUUUUACUGACGCGUCCGGGGCUUCUCACAAGUCAGUCAUUACUUGGAAGAACCCCCAAACUCAGCGGUGGGAAGCCGACAUUAAGCAGGUGGAAGGUUCACCUCAAGUGGCUGAGUUGGACGCUGUCGUCCGAGCUUUCAGGAGGUUCCCUGAACCAUUCAAUUUGGUUACAGAUUCUGCGUAUGUAGCCGGUGUAGUUGUCAGAGCUGAAAAUGCAAUCCUGCAAGAAGUUUCCAAUGUAUCUUUGAACCGCUUGCUCUCCGAAUUAGUACGAUUGGUUUCCCACCGAGAGCAACCGUAUUAUGUUAUGCAUGUAAGAUCCCAUACCGACCUGCCGGGGUUCAUCACGGAGGGCAACAGGAGAGCUGAUGCUCUUGCUGCGCCUGUCCAGAUGGCCCCAACUCCUGAUGUGUUCCGCCAGGCAAAAAUCAGCCACCAGCUUUUCCAUCAGAAUGCGCCUGGCUUGGUCCGCCAAUUCCAUCUAAGCCGUGACCAGGCCAAGGCCAUCGUGGCCACAUGCCCCCACUGCCAGUCCUUUCAACUCCCCUCCAUUCCAUCUGGGGCGAACCCUCGGGGUUUACAGAGUUGCGAAGUGUGGCAGUCAGAUGUAACACAUAUCGCGGAAUUUGGCAAAACGAAGUUUGUACAUGUGUCUGUCGACACUUUCUCGGGCGCAGUGUUUGCCUCUGCCCACACAGGGGAAAAGGCAAAAGACAUCAUCAAACAUUUACUGCUAGCCUUUUCCUCGCUGGGCAUCCCAAAAGAAUUAAAAACAGAUAAUGGCCCAGGUUACAAGUCCAAGGAGUUGGAGACUUUCCUGCAGCAAUGGGGAAUAGUGCAUAAGACCGGCAUCCCCUAUUCCCCGACGGGUCAGGCUAUUGUGGAGAGGACUCAUCAGAGCCUCAAGAGGGUCCUUGCGCAACAACGAGAGGCGAUGAAGACUGAGUCCCCCCAGCCCGAAGACCCAUUGAAGAUGUUGCUCACCAUCAUGCAUGUCCUGAUCCUGUGGACCAUCUUUCCAGCUACGAGUCCCUGGAUCGUCCCCCAGCCCAAGAAAAACGUAUGGAGAACUCUUGCUGACGCCCUCGGCCAAGACCAUCUGUGCCUCACCACGACCUCGGCAGCCGACCCUCUCUCCACUUGCCUUGUGGGGAUCCCAGUUUCUCUAGCUGGCCUCCCUGAACCCCUACAUACAUCCCUCACCCAUUUCGAUAAUAAAAUUCAACGUACCCGUGGUUCUUCCCCAAAUGCCGGCUGGAGAAGGUUCUUGACAGAGUUAAACAUCAGUAAGUCAGAACCUCAGGAAUUUAAGUUGUUAGGCUCCUCCGCGGCCGAUUUAUGUUUUCAGUUUUUGCCAUUCCCUGAACCUGGUGCGGAAAAGUCCGCUUACCAUCCUGGACUUGAAUACAAAGCAGAAAAUUGGUGCAAUUCAGUUGUUGAAAUUUCUAUGUCCAUCACCCCUUGGAGACAACCCCGCUCCAUCCCAAAAGGAUUUUUCAUGAUUUGCGGAGACAGAGCCUGGGCUGGCAUCCCCUCUUCUUUUGUAGGAGGUCCAUGUACGUUCGGCAGGAUGUCGCUGUUUAGCCCCAACAAAACUCAAAUUUCUAAUUGGCAAAGAAUGAAAGUCGCAAACAAUUCGGUAAGAGUCCCUCGGGACCUAAAAGAAUUAGAUUCCACCUGCGACUCCGAAAUUAUCCAUUGGUCGCAACCUGAAAGUGUGGCAUGGACCAUCUUUUUGCCUUGGGUUUCCAUUGCCAAAUCUCUAGGUGAAUUGGCCCACCUAGAGUGUUGGGUCGCAAAACAAGCAAAUUAUACAUCCUCAGCCUUAAGUGAACUCCUACAAGAUGAAGAAAUCACAAGGCAAGCGACCUUGCAGAAUCGUGCAGCAAUUGAUUACCUACUACUGCUGCAUGACCACCACUGCGAGGAGUUUGAGGGACUGUGCUGUCUGAAUUUGUCAUCGCGUGCUGAGGACGUCAGGACCUCCAUCAGGAACAUCCAAGACAUGGUCCACAAAGUUAAACAGAAGACGGUUGAUUGGCUGGGGGACCUUUUUGAAGGAUGGGGUCUAUCGGGCUGGGCAGCUUCUGUUUUAAAGAGUGUUUUAUUAAUAUUGUUUGUAAUUUUAAUAGUCAUUAUUUCAGUUUCAUUAGUUUGGACCAUCUUAAAGAGACUUUUAAUCAAGCUAACUUCCACUGCCUCCGUCAACCGAGUCGCCUUCGUAGAAGAAGAAAAUCAUCAAAACAUCAACGAUUAUGAAGAUAUGCAAGUUUCCGCGGACCCUCAAGAGUUAAUUAAAUCAGACUCUUCGUCGGAGGACAGCGUUUAAUUUCCUACAUCCCCCUCCUCCCUCUUUUGAUUUUUUUAAACAAAAAAGGGGGAGAUGUAGUGGUCUGCUAAUUUUUCAAAAUUUUGUAUUAUGUUAAAUUGUAUAUUGGUUAUCAUAGUUCUGUAGGUUAUGCUCCGGUCCUCUCUCUCUCCCUCUCCAAGGGCCCUUGAUCGCCCUGUCUGUCUCCCUGUUCUCCUCCCCUUUCCCCUCCCAGUUCUUUAAUGUUACAAUGUUUACCCUGCCCUGAGCCCUUGUCCGUCACAGGGAACCACCCCUUUCUUUCCAGAAGCUUCUGGGAAAGUAGUUCUGUGAUUGGUUCAAGGGCCAGGGCCACUCCCUAGGAAUGCCCCCAUUGGAUUCCCACAAUUGUUAAUCAUAUUUCCCCUCCCCAGUUCUCGCUUCUAAUUGGUUGUCCGGCUCUGUAUUUAAUCCCUUGUCAGGCUCGAGGUUAGUCGAGUCCUCGACAGACACCCCACCCUGCAUUAAACCUCCCGUGUUUGACACCGCUGUCAGGCCUCCGUUUCUUCUUCCUCUUGCGGGUUGCAGCCACCUUACAACAUCUCCGUCUCUGCGGAUCCUCUGUCCCCAAGGCGAAAGCCUUAGGCGCCCUCCUCGGGAAAGCUUCACCUGUGGGAGAGUGCCCCCAGUGCUGCCGGCGGUGCUGGCCGAGCUAGCUGGGACAUUCCAUCAUUGAGGAAGCCAGCAGCCGUCGCUGCAAUACUGUCUUCUUCUUUUAUCUUUGCAUAGGAGAUGUGGUUGUUUUAUCGUCAUUUUAAAUGACUAAUGUUGUUGUGCAGAAUUGUGUUUUGAUCCAUCUCAGUACAUCCAAAAUAACUAGCCCCACUGGCUUACUGUUCUGAAAUGCCACUAACCUUCUGAAAUACACUUGCUUCUUUUUUGAGGACUGUUUGCAGAUUGUCAUAAUAUCAAAAUAUUACUAAAUCAGGUAUUGAGAAAGAGAGCUCAAAUGGAGCAUAUGGGACCAAAUGUGCCUGAGCAUAGUGCCAGGUUUAUAUGCCCCUAGCCCGGUUAGUGUGCCUGAAGAAAUGUUACAAAAGGAUGGGCUGGGCUCUGUAUUUACAGCUGCUCUUGACUACUCAUAAUGGCCAGUCACUGAAGCUAGUGCUUUCCAUAAAAUCUGAAAACAAGAAACAAAGGAUAAUCCCUGACUUCAUUAAAACCAUAGCAGGGGAAGGAAGUAGUGCUGGAAGGGAUUUUGAGAGUGUGUCUGGGUUCUCAUCAUAUCUCAACCUCUGAUCAGCUGCCCCUGAUGUAAUGCAAUAAGCUGGUCAGAGACCUGCAGUGGUGGAGAUUUCAGAGUGUCUCUGGGUGGCAGCAGUCCUUACUUAACUGGUCUGGUAAGCAGGAAAUUUCCUAAUACCUAACCUAACUGGUACACAUGGAAAGUAGGUUCUCCCUUUCCUCUUGAUAUAGGCAAACUCCUCUC
Messenger RNA from Passer domesticus (house sparrow), 7987 nucleotides. RefSeq lists its product as uncharacterized. The transcript has 3 exons. NCBI's taxonomy places the organism in Eukaryota, Metazoa, Chordata, Aves, Passeriformes, Passeridae. Bases 1 to 6540 code for a protein of 2179 amino acids. Gene Ontology annotation, molecular function: RNA stem-loop binding; aspartic-type endopeptidase activity; RNA-DNA hybrid ribonuclease activity. The record is from RefSeq and is a predicted model, not a curated record. Gene Ontology annotation, biological process: RNA-templated DNA biosynthetic process; DNA integration; viral process.